This is a messenger RNA of Salvia miltiorrhiza (redroot sage), 883 nucleotides long. RefSeq lists its product as uncharacterized. NCBI's taxonomy places the organism in Eukaryota, Viridiplantae, Streptophyta, Magnoliopsida, Lamiales, Lamiaceae. The transcript has a single exon. Bases 113 to 883 code for a protein of 256 amino acids. The record is from RefSeq and is a predicted model, not a curated record.
GUCAAAUAACAACUUUGAUGAUAGUUCAAGUUCAACCUUUGAUCCUUUCGACUUCACCGAAUUUGAUGAAUGGCAUGAACGCCUUACAUUACGAAAUCGAACACUUGACUCCAUGAUAGAGGAUGUUGCUUUCAGCAUUCCAACUCUAUCCCUACAACCUACAAACCACACAAAUAGAGCCCGACGACGAUUCAUUGAACGACAACGUGAGAAGGGCCAUGAAGGUGUGUUCGAGCAAUACUUUUCUGACGAUCCGAUCUACACUCCAGAAGUUUUUCGAACCAGAUUUCGCAUGCGAAAGCCAUUGUUCGAACGGAUAAUGAGCAAACUCGUUGCUACCGACCAAUUUUUUCAACAAAAUCGUGAUGCGGCUGGUCGUUUAGGUAUGUCUUCGAUUCAAAAAUGUACUGCAGCUAUGAGAGUCUUGGCAUACGGGACCGGAGCAGAUUUGCAUGACGAAUACCUCCGAAUGAGUGCACAAACCAUAAGACGAUCAGUUGAAAAAUUCGUUGAAGGUGUAAUUAACAACUUCGGAGAUGAAUACCUCAGAAAGCCAAAUGAAGAAGACCUAUCAUAUUUGCUGCAUGUCGGUGAACAACGAGGUUUUCCAGGUAUGUUGGGCAGUAUUGAUUGCAUGCAUUGGGAAUGGAAAAAUUGCCCUACUGCAUGGGCAGGGCAAUAUGCAGGAAGAAAUGGUAAGGCGACAAUCAUUUUGGAAGCAGUUGCAUCUCAAGAUUUAUGGAUCUGGCAUGCAUUUUUUGGAACUCCGGGUUCCAGAAAUGAUAUCAACGUGCUUGAACAAUCUCCUGUGUUCAAGGACAUCUUGGAAGGUCGAGCACCGGAAGUUAGUUAUGUUGUAAAUGGUCACGAGAAGAAUAUGUGA